Ectocarpus sp. CCAP 1310/34 is the source of this 5364-nucleotide messenger RNA. The record is from the annotation of a GenBank genome assembly. NCBI's taxonomy places the organism in Eukaryota, Phaeophyceae, Ectocarpales, Ectocarpaceae.
AUGAGGGCCAGGGUGGCUCUGCGCGAUGCCUUCGAGCGCGCGUGCAGCGCCACCGGGGGCGUGAAGGACAUUUUUUGCUCCGCGGCCAGGGGAGGGCAUAGCAGGAGCAACAGUGGCAGGGACGUGGACACGGCGAGCGGUCAAGGGGCGCUACUCGAUCGGGAGCAGACACGGCGCUUCCUGCGGAGGCUCGAGCUUGAUGUACCCGAAGACGACCGUGCUGCGCUCCUCGACGCGCUCGCGCCCCCCCCUCGUACGUCCGUGGGUGAUGGCGACGAUGGUCGAGCUUCGAGCGAGAAGGGCGUGAGCUUCGAGAGUGACGGGGGGCGCAAGAAGCGCGGCAAGCGCGACGAUGGGGGCGGCGUUGGCCUGGUCUCGUACAGGGACUUCCUAGAGCUGGUGUUGGCAGAACAGGAAUCGAAGGAGGUGUCCAAGAUCCACGGGCGGAUGUCGAAGGACUUGGCGCGGGCGGCAGACCACAACAGGGGCAGCAAGCAAUCAUCAUGCGCGUUUUCUUUGGUCGUCAAAGUCUUGUCCAAACAGGAUGCGGAAGGGCUGGGCUACAUCAAGGCUUCGGAGUUCAAGCGGAGCCUGGAAAGACUUGGGUUCGGCGGGCUAAGCGCCGCGGAGAAGUCGCUUCUCGUGAGGCGUUUCGACCCGGUCGAAGAGGGCACGAUCACCUAUGAGGUGUUCGCGGCUUGGCUGUCGUCUGGUCUCGACCCGGAUCGCCUCACGGCCAAGCUUGGCCGGCUCUUGGGACAGCUGACCGGCCGACAGACUCGCUCUGGCGGGGAAAAGAAGAAGGGGAAGACCGCGGACAACAAAGGGGCGAGGGACAGAGCCAUCAAGCAGCGGCUGCCGGGCGGUGUGCGAGGGCUGUUCGAGGGGUUCGACGAGGACGGCGCGGGAACGGUCAGCCGGCAUGACAUGAAGGUUGCGCUGAGACGAACGCUGGGGCUGCCGCUUACAGAGGGAGAUUUGAGAGCGCUUUUCGCGCGGCUGGACAAGGACGGAGACGGCAUGCUAGACUACGAAGAGCUGCUGGCGCUAGCGUCGAAACGGGAGAGGGGUGACGCACGGAGCGGCACCAAACGGAGCGGAAGCGGCAUCCUGUCAAAACUCAAGGAAAAGGGGUCCGCCAUUGUCAAGGGGGGUGCGUCUGAAAAGAGCUCGAAACGGCACGGGGGCGACGGCAGCAGCCAGGAGCGAGACAGCGAGACUGACCCUAGCAAAGGCGAAGAUAGCGAGGACGGGGACGCAGAGAUGGAGGGAAGGGGCGGGAAAAAGAAGCAUUUCAAGGACAAGAAGAAGGAAAAGAAGAAGGAAAAGAAGAAGAGCAGGGAGGAAAAAGAAAAGGCCAAGGGCAAGCAAGACAGGGGGGGCAGCGAUCGUGAUCGUGCUGGUCGAAGAACCGCCGCAGUCAAGGGGGCGAGGCUUGAAAGCAGACUGAUGGGGCUGCGGGUGUCAAUCAUCCAGCAGUCCGCAGCGGCAGCAGCAGCGGCGGCGGCGGCCGAGGAGAGAGACAACGAAGACGGGAAACAAGACGAUGGCGGCGGCGGGGAACGAAGCGGCAUUAGCAGCAGCAGCACGUCUACCUUCAGCAGCCCCGCCGCCGUGACCGCGAAGUGGACGGUGAUUUUCGAGUCCAGAGAUCGUGCCGGGACGGGCAAGGCCACUGUGGAAGACCUGAGGGCGGUAUUCGAGGAGGGUGGCGUCAAGACGUCCGAGGAGGACCGGUCCAUUUUGAUGUCCAAGUUCGCCGUGCCUUCUGGCAAGGGCGGCCGUGCCCAAGCCGACGAAAGAGAGGAGGGGGAUAGCGAAGCGUCACCGUUGUCACCAGCUGCUGCCACAAUGGACUACGACGCAUUCGUGCGGUGGCUGUCGGAAGGAGGCGGGCUGGAUGACGCACUGUUGGGGAAGGUUCAACGGCACCUCAAAGCUCGCCUCAGCAAGGCAAUGGACCUCCGGGCGCUGUUCACCGAGAUGUGCGAUGACGGUAGCAGCAGCGGAGGCGGCGGCGGCAGCGGCGGCAGCCGCGACAAACGGCACAGCAGCAGCAACGAAAAGAGGGGAACGGAGACGACGCUCUCCACCUCGUGCCUGGCGCGCGGCCUCCGGCACGCCGGCCUGCCGCUCGAUCGGGGUUUGGUAAGCCUUCUCGUGGCGACGUUUUCCACUUCCGGGGGAGGGGGCGGGGGAGGGCGGCGGAGUGGCAGAGGGCGACAUCGACACCACCUGGUGCUGUCCUACGCCGACUUCCAUCGCAUGGUUAACUGCGAAGGCCUCCUGAAGGGGGCUUCCGCUGUGCUGGGGGCGAGGGGCGGGGGACAGUCGGGAACCCUCGACGAGCAGAUCCGGUCCAGUCUCCUGGAAACGGUCGAGCGAGCUUUCGCUUUCUAUGACCAGGACAACUCGAACAUAAUCGAUGCCACCGAGGUGGUGAACAUUCUCAGGGCCCUUGGCCACGACCCCACCCGCGCGGAGUCUCGAGCGCUGCUGCGGAAGGCCAACGUGGAUCGGAACGGCGGGGUGGAGUUCGACGGUUUUCAGGAGGCAGUCAUGCCCUUUCUGCUCGAGCGCACGAAGUCCAAAAAGCUUACGGAGGGGGAGAUGCGAGCCAUGUUCGACGAGGUUGACACCAACGGAUCCGGCUCCAUCAAACGGGAGGACUUUUCCUACCUCUUCUGUAGCAAGCUGCGACUCUUGGCACACGAGGAAGCCGAGGCACUUCUCGGAAUUCUGGACAGGCACCAGAGCGGGCAGGUAUCGUGGGUGGAGUUCGUCAAGCUGUUCGAACUCGUGGGCGACGAGACAGGGAGCGGGGGUAUCGCAGCACUGCCUGCAGACAUGAAGGAGGUGGUGGCGGUAGCCUUGCGCAAGCUCCAAAUGGGCGCGAUGCCUGACGUGGAGGGGCAGCUGUCGUCUUUCCUGGGGAUGCCUUCAUCCUGCCGCAAGAGCGUGCUUGCGCCGUUAGACAAUAUCAAGGAGCUUAGCCUGCAGUGGGUGCUCAUGCCCAAGCUCGACAGCCGCGGCUGCAUCCAGAUGCAAGACAUGUCCGUGAAAGUGACGACAGAGGUGGCCGAAGUGGAGGCCAGCAAGGCUCCGCCAGACGCGCAGGGGCAGGUGCUGGUGAAAACGGCCAAUCUGGCCGACAGGGGAAGUGGCAGCGGCAGCAAUAGCAACAAAAAAAACCCAUCCAAGUCUCUGGCGGCGACUCUAGGCUUCAGAAGAAGGGAUAGGGAAAAAUCACCUCCUCCUGCGAUUACCGAAUCGAAAGGCACAAAGACACGCCGAAGGUCCUCGAUCCUCGGAGCCGGCCUGAUGGAGACCACGACGACCGUGAUGAAGCGCGCGACGCUGCAGGAGGUCGGGGCGUCCACCGAGGAGGGCGGCGGCGGCGGUCGGAGAGAAGGCUCAGGUGGCGGCGGCGGGGUGAUGCAGGUGGAGUUGUCUGUCAAGCACGCCUUCGGGAUUCCGGUAGCCAGAGACUCCAAGAUGGGAGAUAUUCGCCAGCGGGGGAUGCGCGCGUGCCUCUUCUACGAUGCUGGCAGGGACGUAGACAGGGACACAGGUGAGGCCACUUCGGAGUACAACGAGCACUUCCUGUGCAACACGUACAAGACUCUGGCGAUUCAGCACCCUCAGAAGGAAGAGCAGUGGCUGUUCCCCGAUUCCUCCGAAGGGGAGCGGAAGUUCCUCGUCCGAACGGACUUCGGCAGCAGCAGCAGCAGCAGCAGUAGCCGGCAGGGGACACGAGACAACAACCCCUCCUCGGCUCACUCUCGAGGGGACCGAAAGAGACUCUUCCUGCUGGUGGAGCUCACGUGCACGGUGCAGACCGCCAAGGACGGGGCGACCCCGGCGAAGAUGGACGGGGGAGGGGUAAGAGGGCCGCUCAAGAACUUCCGCGCGGGGUCAUCGUCGACCGCCCGCGGUCGACGCGGCAAGAGAAGGGGGCGGGUGGGCGGCAUACGAGAGAAGCGUGGCAGGGGCGAGGACUCUGACUCGUACUACUCCGGUGAAGGGAGCUCGGGGAACGAAUACUCGGACGGGGGCUCGCAGGGCGAGGGCUCCGUUACGGCGAGCGCACCAAGCAGCGAUACCGGCAGCAACAGCGACAGCAGCAGCAGCAGCAGCAAUGCAAAGAAGAACAGAAAAGCGCGCGGACGGCAAAAGGCGCCGGGCGGCAACCGCCGAAAAAAGAAUAUCAGCAGCGCGCCGCCUUCUCGGAGAGGCGGCGGUCGGCGUUCCGGACACCGUAGAAACGGCGUGCGUAGCGAGGGGUCGGGGGGGAAACGCCGCCGUCAAGGCCGUCACGCGGGAAGAAGCAGCAGCACCAGCGGUGGCAGCGGCGGGGAGUCGAACGAUGGCGAUAGCUCCCACUCCGGCGAGAGCGAUUCUUCCUUUUCUGGGGGGAAAAGGGGCGGGAAGAAGACGGGAAACGGUGGGGCCACGGGAAGGGGCUUGCGCGGCAGCGAUGGAGGAGGAGGAGGAGGAGGAGGAGGAGGAGGAGGAAGGAAUGGAGAUCCCCGGCGAAGGGACAGUGAUAGCUCGGAAGCGGCCGAAGGGGAAAGGGACGAUGGGGAUGGGACGGUGGAGGUUGAGAUGUCCUGCGGCUGGGUGUUGAUCCCAUUCUUGGAGCUGGUGGAAUCCAAGGAGGUGAAGAGGGUGCGGUAUAAGCUGCUGGGGGGCACGCCGUUCGCAAAGACGGAUAUAAAUGAGGACGAAGUAAUGACACGCCGGUACGGAUGGCGAGCUGUCCUGAAGGCCAUGAAGAUCGAGGGGCUGCACAAGGGGUCCGAGGUGGAGAUAAAAAUACUCCCCGUCAACGCCCUCAGCAAGGCUAAGCAGGCAAUGCCGGAGGACAUCUUCCGCCUCCCUAGAAAUGUGAUUCUGUCGGAUACCUUCGUGUCUCUGGUGCGGCACUACCGGGAGUACGCCGCCAACAGUCUGGCAAAGCGCAGCGCCAGGGGCAUGGGAAACGUCGGUUUCGGUGCCGGCUCGGCAUCGUCGGAACCGGUUCUGGCGCUGUUCCCCCGCCUGGCGGGAGACCCUGCGCUGAUGAUGGCCCUCAAGAACCAGUGGGAAACGGAAAUGCGCAAGACUCAUGUCGACGGCAGGCUCGGGGCCACCAUCUCCAACAAACUCGCCGGCCUAGCGAUGGGCGGGGGCGGGGGCAGGGGCGGCUUAGCUGGCGGACUGGUGGGGGUUACCGGAGCCGCGAGGGAGGCGCGCCUGCUUUCUGCCUUCGAGAAGGCCGUAAUGCGCCUGUGGCCAGCUUUCUGCCACAUCGACGCCCAGAGGAGGCGGGCUUCGGGAGGGAGUAUCGGUAAGAGAGACCGCAGCCAACGUGCAAAUACCUGA